GAAUGGCUCGAUCGACGGUCCCUUUUUCAGAUCCAGGAUGCACCUGGAACAAAAGAUGUUCUCUGGCCAACUCCCAGCAACACCUGAUAAUUCCCCAACAUUGUGGUCAAGGCCGUCGUCCAUCCUAUGAUGCGUUCAAAAAUAAAAACAGCUCUGGCAUUAUUUGCAUCUCAAUAUCUGUCUUCUGUGCUAGCCCAACAUGUUCGAGAUCUCUCUGGUGAUGGCUGGACGCUCAGCAGUCGAGCUCUGAAUAAAACAGUUCCUGGCCGACUUCCUUCGCAUGCUCAUCUGGAUCUUUUCGAAGCUGGCGUAAUUGGUGAGGGUCGAUACCACGGCCUCAACGACUUUGAUCUGCGCUGGAUACCCGAUGCCAACUGGACUUAUACCAGCGAUCCAAUUGAGGGAUUACUCGGUGACUAUGAAUCCUCAUGGCUCGUCUUUGACGGACUAGACACAUUCACUUCGAUCGAAUUCUGCGGCGCGUUUAUUGGAUCAACGGACAAUCAAUUUCGACAAUGGACCUUCGACAUUUCAGAGGUCUUGAGAAGCUGCGAUAGAGACCCAGUGUUGAGCAUUAAUUUCGGCAGUGCACCAGAUAUUGUAAAUCAAAUCGCCGAUAGCCCUGGCUCCGAAGAAUGGCCUGCUGGUGUACAGCUGUCGUAUGAGUACCCCAAUCGGUGGUUUAUGCGCAAGGAACAAUCUGACUUUGGAUGGGAUUGGGGCCCUGCCUUUGCUCCGGCUGGCCCGUGGAAACCUGCUUAUCUGGUGCAGCAUGAAAAGCCAGAGAGUAUCUAUGUCUUGAACACAGAUAUAGAUAUAUACCGCAAGGGCCAGGUAAACUAUCUUCCUCCUGAUCAGAGUCAGCCGUGGGUAGUCAAUGCCAGCAUCGACUACCUAGGAUCUCUUCCUAGUAACCCUUCAAUGUCAAUUGAAAUCAAGGAUCUUGCUUCUGGUGUGGUUCUCAUUUCCGGGUCUCUCAAAAAUGUCACACUAUCGGACAAGUCAGUCACAGGCAGUACAGUUGUUGAUGCAGACUCCCCGAAACUCUGGUGGCCCAAUGGCCUUGGGGAUCAAACCCUGUACAAUAUUACCGUGGCCAUCAACGGUAAAGAAGAAGCAUUGACAAGCGUUACCAAGCGAACAGGGUUCCGUACCAUCUAUCUCAACCAACAAAACAUUACCGAGGCUCAGAUCGCCCAAGGUAUUGCACCUGGUGCAAAUUGGCACUUUGAGGUGAAUGGACACGAAUUCUAUGCAAAAGGCUCAAACCUCAUCCCUCCAGAUACAUUCUGGCCUCGGGUGACAGAAGCCAAAAUGACCCGACUGUUCAAUGCUAUUGUCGCUGGAAACCAGAACAUGCUCCGAGUCUGGUCAUCAGGUGCUUAUCUUCCCGAUUUCAUAUACGAUCUCGCCGAUGAGACUGGUGUCUUGCUGUGGAGCGAAUUUCAAUUCAGCGAUGCUCUCUAUCCUGUCCACCAGGCAUUCUUAGAGAACGUGGCUGAAGAAAUCACAUACAAUGUCCGGCGAGUGAAUCAUCACCCAUCAUUAGCUUUGUGGGCCGGUGGAAAUGAGAUUGAGAGUUUGAUGCUUCCCAGAGUCAAGGAAGCGGAUCCAGAAGGGUACGCCAAAUAUGUCAAAGAAUACGAAGAGCUGUAUAUCAGUCUGAUCUUACCCUUGGUAUACGAAAAUACGCGGUCCAUCUCAUACACGCCCAGCAGCACAAACAAUGGCUAUUUAGAAGUCGAUCUCUCGGUCACAGUUCCCAUGGUGGAGCGAUAUUUCAAUACUACUCCUGGGUCUUAUUAUGGCGAUACAGACUACUACGACUAUGAUACGGGCGUCGCGUUCAACUACUCUUCCUAUCCUGUGGGUCGUUUUGCUAAUGAAUUCGGCUUCCACAGCAUGCCUAGUCUCCAGACCUGGCAACAGGCUGUAGACCCUGAGGAUCUUCAUUUCAACAGCAGCGUAGUGAUGCUUCGAAACCAUCAUUAUCCGGCUGGUGACCUCAGCACAGAUAAUUAUCACAACACCUCUAUGGGCAUGGGCGAAAUGACUCUGGGCGUGGAACGAUAUUAUCCCAUUCCCAGCAAGUCAGAUUCAGUUGCCAACUUCAGCGCCUGGUGCCACGCAACCCAGCUUUUCCAGGCCGACAUGUACAAAUCUGAGAUCCAAUUUUACCGCCGAGGAAGUGGCAUGCCCGAGCGCCAGCUAGGGUCUCUCUAUUGGCAGCUGGAAGAUAUCUGGCAGGCACCGUCAUGGGCUGGAAUCGAGUACGAUGGUCGGUGGAAAGUUCUCCAUUAUACUGCCAGGGACAUCUAUCAGCCCAUCAUUGUCUCCCCGUUCUGGAACUACACCACGGGUGACCUGGAGGUGUAUGUGACAUCUGAUCUGUGGGAGUCAGUGACAGGCAGUGUGGAUUUGACCUGGCUUGACUUAUCUGGCAAGCCCAUCGCGAACAAUGCAGGCACACCACCAUCCCUGGCAUUUAAUGUCGGGGCUAUCAACACCACCAACGUCUACAGUACUAAUGCAGCCAAUCUCUCCUUGCCAGAUCCGGAGAACUCCAUCCUUACCCUCUCCCUCUCGGCCAAGGGACAUCUUCCUAACUCAGACAGCACAACGGCCACAUCCUUUACCCAUCAGAACCAUUUUACACCGGCAUUUCCAAAGGAUCUAUCUCUUGUGGACCCCAAUCUGGACAUCACCUACGAUGGGAAAUCGAAGAAAUUUACCAUUGAGGCCAAGUCAGGCGUAUCACUUUACACUUGGUUAGACUACCCGGCGGGUGUAGUGGGUUAUUUCGAUCAGAACUCGUUUUUGCUAGUUCCAGGGCAGAAGAAGGAAAUUGGGUUUGUAGUCCAGGAUGAUCAGACAGGUGGUGAUUGGAUUCCCAAUGUCACAGUUGAAAGUCUCUGGGAUCAGAAAGUGAAGAAGUAAUAUAUAGAGGAUUUAUAUAUCGCGGCAUGGAGCCUUGAUGUUGAUACAUAGUAGUUGUACGUGGUAUUAAGUUGACCACAACAAUCUACUUAGAGGUUUGAAUUGAACAAAAAUAAGACACAAUACCUAAGACAAUUGAAUAAAAG
Molecule: messenger RNA, 3083 nt
Organism: Aspergillus wentii DTO 134E9
Lineage: Eukaryota; Fungi; Ascomycota; Eurotiomycetes; Eurotiales; Aspergillaceae
Product: beta-mannosidase mndA
Exons: 4
Coding region: 127-2937 (936 amino acids)
Biological process (GO): glycoprotein catabolic process; carbohydrate metabolic process
Molecular function (GO): beta-mannosidase activity
Source: RefSeq, a predicted model, not a curated record